This is a messenger RNA of Prorocentrum cordatum, 438 nucleotides long. NCBI's taxonomy places the organism in Eukaryota, Dinophyceae, Prorocentrales, Prorocentraceae. The record is from the annotation of a GenBank genome assembly.
CCCGCCUCCCCCACCUCCUCAUCCUUACGGUUUCUCCGUCUCUUCUCGUCCUACCCCUCCUCCCCAGCCUUGCGACCGCAGGACCGACGGUUGCUUGGUGGAGAUGCUCGGCAAGAAGAAGUGGAACGGCGCGCAGCAUUACAAUCCAUCCCACGCCAGGCCCCCGAAUGGGGACCCGAAACUGCACUACAUGGGCCAGAUGCGGCCAGUGCCAGAGCGCAACGAGGAGAACCGGCGCCUGCGGAUGUCGAAGCACCCGCGCACGGACAUGAGCGUCCCUCAGGUGCGCGGGGGCAAGCCAGACUCCACGCAGCUGCCCGCCUGAAUGCGCGCGCUUCCGCCCGCGGCUGGCGCGCAGCCCCAGCUUGCGGGCCCCCAUUCGCUGGAGGGGCGCCCCCUGAGGGGGCGGAGCGGAGGAUGGGGGGGGAUGCGGAGGAG